This is a messenger RNA of Eurypyga helias (sunbittern), 1704 nucleotides long. RefSeq names its product phospholipase A2, group IVF (gene PLA2G4F). Gene Ontology annotation, cellular component: cytosol. Gene Ontology annotation, biological process: glycerophospholipid catabolic process. The transcript is spliced from 12 exons. NCBI's taxonomy places the organism in Eukaryota, Metazoa, Chordata, Aves, Eurypygiformes, Eurypygidae. The annotation marks the transcript as partial. The record is from RefSeq and is a predicted model, not a curated record. Gene Ontology annotation, molecular function: calcium-dependent phospholipid binding; calcium ion binding.
GUUCAUCCUUGCUUGUCUCUGCAAGGCACUGUCAACAAAGAGGAAAAAACAAACGGGAAUCAGCAAGGGAGCUGUGAGGUCAAGCUGUCUGUUCCAGGGGCGUAUCAGAAGCAGUUGUGUAUUCCUUGGAGACCAGAUGAUGAUGAGGAUUAUGGAACCCCAUUCAUCUUUCACGUGGAUAAAGAAAUGUGUCCAGAACUGCAAGUGGAGCUAGAGCAAACCUUAUCUGUCCUGCAGGAUGGUGUGAAUCCUGAUAUUGAAAAGCAUACUACAGUUCUGGGAUUGGGGACUGUACCAGUUAAUUCCCUUCCUAUUGGACAAAAAGUUGAUAGAAUUGUUUCUCUGGGAGAGGGACGGAGUUUGGAUAUGAGUUUGAAAACUGAAGAGAGCACUUGGGAUCUUGAUUUACGUCUGGGUUUUGACCUCUGUAAAGAGGAGAGAGAAUUUUUGGACAAAAGGAAGAAAAUAGUUGCUGAGGCACUGAGGAAAACUCUUCAAUUAAAAGAAUCCCCUCCAAAAGAUGAGGUUCCAGUUGUAGCGGUACUGGGGUCUGGAGGUGGGAUGAGAGCACUGACAUCGUUCUAUGGAAGUCUUGCAGGGCUGCAGCAGCUGGGCCUUUUGGAUGCUGCAAUAUAUCUGUGUGGGAUUUCUGGCUCAACUUGGUGCUUAUCGACAUUGUAUCAAGACCCUGACUGGUCACAGAAAGAUCUUCAAGAUGCAAUUGAAAAUGCUCAGGAUACUGUGUCCAGCAGCAAAGCAGGGGCAUUUUCCCCAGAACGACUGAAAUACUACUUCCAGGAGCUGCAAGCAAUGGAGAUGAGUGGACGGAAGGUUUCCUUUACAGAUUUGUGGGGCCUUAUUGUGGAAUAUUUCCUACAACAGAAGGAAGAUCCAUCAAAGCUAUCUGAUCAUCAAGCAGCAGUGAAAUGGGCCCAGAACCCCUAUCCUAUCUAUGCAGCUGUCAAUGUGAGACCCAAUAUUAGCAGCGGUGACUUUGCAGAAUGGUGCGAGUUCACUCCCUUUGAAGUUGGAUUUCGCAAAUAUGGAGCUUUUGUCCGAACAGAGGACUUCGACAGCGAGUUCUUCAUGGGUCGGCUUGUCCAGAAACGUCCAGAGCCGAGGAUUUGUUUUCUACAAGGAAUGUGGGGCAGUGCCUUUGCUGCAAGCUUGGAUGAUAUCUGCCUGAAGGUGGUUGGUAUAGGACUGGGCUUUCUGGAUUCAUUCAAAGAUGUUAUCAAAGUUGUAGAUGACUGCCGAAGAUUCCACUUCCAAGAUCCAACACGACUGAAGACUCGCUUGGUUAUACCUGGGGGCCCCUUGUUACAAAUUUUUCAGGAUUUCUUCAAGUCCCGGCUCACAUGUGGAGAAACCUUCAACUUCAUGCAGGGAUUGUAUCUUCAUAAAGAUUAUGUUAACAUAAAGAAAUUUGUGGCUUGGAGAGGCACUCAUCUGGAUGCAUUUCCCAACCAGCUGACCCCCAUGGAAGAAAGCCUGUAUUUAGUGGAUGGUGGCUUUUCAAUCAACUCUCCCUUUCCUUUGGUACUUGAGCCAGAGAGGGAUGUGGAUGUUAUCUUGUCAUUCAAUUUUUCCUGGGAAGCUCCUUUUGAGGUAAGACAUGUAGCUGAGCAUUAUGACAUGAAUAUGAAAACACAGACUGAUAUUCACAAUGUCAGCAGAUCAGUUGAUAUUGACUACAAACACUAA